Messenger RNA from Diversispora eburnea, 1179 nucleotides. The record is from the annotation of a GenBank genome assembly. Lineage: Eukaryota; Fungi; Glomeromycota; Glomeromycetes; Diversisporales; Diversisporaceae.
AUGGAUGCUUCGAAGACUCUAGUAGUUGAUAAUGGAACGGGGUUUGUAAAAGUUGGGUACGCUGGUUCUAAUUUUCCCCAAUAUGUAUUUCCCUCAGUCGUUGGACGACCAAUACUUCGAGCAGAAGAAAAAGUUGGAAAUGUAGAGGUCAAAGAUAUCAUGGUUGGUGACGAAGCAGCCGAACUUCGUUCAAUCUUACAAAUGACAUAUCCGAUGGAAAAUGGUAUAAUAAAAAUAUGGGAAGAUAUGAAACACUUAUGGGAUUAUACUUUCAAUGAAAAAUUGAAAGUAGAUCCUAAGGAUUGUAAAAUUCUGUUAACCGAACCACCAAUGAAUCCAAUUUCAAACAGACAAAAGAUGGUACAAAUGAUGUUUGAAGAUUAUGGAUUUCAAGGAGUUUAUGUAUCUAUUCAAGCUGUAUUAACUUUAUAUGCUCAAGGUCUUCUCACUGGAGUAGUAGUAGAUUCAGGAGAUGGAGUUACUCAUAUUGUUCCCAUUUAUGAUGGAUAUUCUCUUCCACAUCAAACACGUCGACUUGAUGUAGCUGGUAGAGAUGUAACAAGAUAUCUUAUAAAAUUACUUUUAUUAAGAGGUUAUGCAUUUAAUAGAAGUGCAGACUUUGAAACUGUAAGACAAAUCAAAGAAAAACUUUGUUAUGUAAGUUAUGAUAUUCCAUUAGAUCAAAAAUUAGCGAAUGAAACAACAAUACUUGUAGAAAAUUAUACGUUACCUGAUGGACGUGUAAUUAAAGUUGGUUCUGAAAGGUUUGAGGCACCUGAAUGUAUGUUCCAGCCUCACUUGAUUGAUAAUGAACAACCAGGUGUUGCAGAAAUGCUUUUCGAAUCCAUUCAAGAUGUACCUUAUGACGUUCGUCCUGAAUUAUAUAGACAUAUUAUCUUAUCAGGAGGUUCGUCUAUGUACCCAGGUUUACCAAGUCGUCUUGAAAAAGAAAUUAAACAACUUUAUUUGCUAAGAGUGGCAGAAGGAGAUACCUCUAUAUUAAAAAAAUUUAAGAUUCGAAUUGAGGAUCCUCCAAGACGUAAACAUAUGGUUUUCCUCGGUGGAGCAGUUUUAGCUAAUAUAAUGCAAGAUAAACAAAAUUGGUGGAUUUCUAAGCAAGAAUGGGAAGAGAAGGGUGAACAAUGUUUGGAUAAAUUAGGUGGUAAGGCGUCAACUUAA